AUGGCCGCUCAUAAAUCCGUAUCGCACGGCGAUGUGAUCCCCAUAUCCUCCGAGGACGACACCCAAGAUCAGAUUGGGUCAAAUGGUUCGACUCCUACGCCGACUGGAAUCGCUACACCCGAGCCCGAUCCCGCCGACAAGCGUCUGCCGUCUAUCAUGCACAACUACUUCCAGGUUGGUUCUUUCUCCGGUGAUAAAGCGAGUCUGCCGCGGUUAUGGUCCUGUCUGUCGAAAUCAUCUGAGCCUCAACCCAAUGCGCACACCCAACACUCCUCCGGUUCCUCCGAGUCAUUUGUGAUGAUGGAGCAGGAAGAUGGGUUUGACAAAAUGGAAGACGAACACUCCAGCUUGCCUACCCCUCCUCAUUCCUUGUUACAACAUGAGUCGGAUGAAAUGGAACUCGGAACGAGCCCCGGAGUGUCGUCUAUCUUUACAACCCUGAAGAAAUAUUUGGUCCCACCCACACACACCCCUCCCGAGGAUAGCCCUUCCCGUCGUCAAACCUCUCUCCCAGUCUCCAGCAUCUCUGACGACCCCGUUCUUGCCACACAUUUCUCCAACCCAUCCCUCCCUUCUCCCUCAGAUGAUGUUUCCCUGACCGAAGCCCCCUCCUGGACCACGAAAAGCCGCAUGUUUCAGUAUCUUCCGAGAAUCUUGCCAAGCUAA
Messenger RNA from Penicillium soppii, 666 nucleotides. RefSeq names its product C2 calcium/lipid-binding domain CaLB. The record is from RefSeq and is a predicted model, not a curated record. Lineage: Eukaryota; Fungi; Ascomycota; Eurotiomycetes; Eurotiales; Aspergillaceae. The coding region runs from base 1 to 666 and encodes 221 amino acids. The transcript is spliced from 2 exons.